Molecule: messenger RNA, 1553 nt
Organism: Solanum pennellii
Lineage: Eukaryota; Viridiplantae; Streptophyta; Magnoliopsida; Solanales; Solanaceae
Product: type IV inositol polyphosphate 5-phosphatase 11
Exons: 8
Coding region: 107-1120 (337 amino acids)
Biological process (GO): response to abscisic acid; phosphatidylinositol dephosphorylation; response to jasmonic acid
Cellular component (GO): plasma membrane
Molecular function (GO): phosphatidylinositol-3,5-bisphosphate 5-phosphatase activity; phosphatidylinositol-3,4,5-trisphosphate 5-phosphatase activity
Source: RefSeq, a predicted model, not a curated record
AAAACUUUGAUAUCUUACAAUUUUUUUUAUAAACUUGUGCUUCCCAUUCAAGAACACUAGUAAUACUCAAUAUUCAAGAAAUUAAAACAGCAUUUUUUUCUUCUCAAUGGAGGGAUUAUGUGUAAAGCUUUUUGAAGCAUCAAGAAAGUACAAAAUGAAGAGACAUAAAGCUGAAGCAAUAGGAAUGGUAGAUAGUUUUGAGGCAAGUCAUGAAGGGAUCAAAACUAUUGAUAUCCAAAAACGUUGUGAAUUCUCUGGAACUUCUCAUCUUUGCAUCUAUUUCGUCACUUGGAAUAUGAACGGUCAGGUACCUUGUGAGGAUAUAGCAAAAUUAGUUGGUGAAGACAGAAAAUAUGAUUUAUUGGUGAUGGGUUUGCAAGAGGCACCUAGAAAUAAUAUUUGCAAGUUAUUGAAGAACACAUUGGCUGAUACUCAUAUGCUUUUAGGAAAAUCAGUAAUGCAAUCUGUACAACUCUAUGUGUUUGGACCCAAGAAUUCAGAGCAAUUUACAAGAGAAGUAAAAGUGGAUAAGCAUGAAGUUGGAGGAUUAGGUUGGUUAAUCAGAAGAAAAAAAGGAGCAGUGGCUAUUAAAAUUAGCUACAAAGGCAUACAAAUGGUUUUUAUUUCUUGUCACCUCUCUGCUCAUGCUCGUAAUGUAGAAGAGAGGAAUUUGCAAUUCAAACAUAUAUCAAAUUCACUUUUCUCAAAGAAUAAGAAUCCUUAUGCUAAAUCAGCACAACUUACUGUAUGGUUAGGAGAUUUAAAUUAUAGACUCCAAGGCAUAAAUUCUCAUCCUGCUAGAGAUCUCAUCCAUGGAAAUCUCCACCAAAUGUUGACUAGCAAAGAUCAACUAUUACAAGAAGCAGAAAGAGGAGAGAUUUUUAAUGGUUAUUGUGAAGGUGCAUUAGAUUUUAAACCAACUUAUAAAUAUGAUAUUGGAAGCAGCAGUUAUGAUACAAGUCACAAGGUUAGAGUACCAUCAUGGACAGACAGAAUAUUAUUCAAGAUAGACAGUGACAAUGUAAAUGCAACUUUACAUUCUUAUGAAGCCAUUGAAAGCAUACAAAGCUCUGAUCAUAAGCCAGUCAAAGCUCAUCUAUGCUUAAAAUUGAAAAAAUAAUUGAUAUUCAUAUUCCUCACAAAUAAUUUGUUCCAAAAUUAAAUGUUUUUAUGAAGUACAUUAAUGAUUAAUUAAUUAAUUAACCAUGUGAAAAUAUUCUUUUAUUGUUGUUCGUUUAUGGGUUCAACAUAUUUUAUUUUUUUUUGCUUCCUCCUACAUGACCAAAUGUAAGUUAUUGUAAGGAGUCGUGACACUGUUCCACUCUUAAUUAGAUGUUUUGGAUUUGAGAAUUACAUACGAAGAAAAUCAUUUUGGCAGUACCACCCCCACAGGGCCUUGGAGUGUGCGAUCUGGAUUGAGUCAAGGUUUUCAAUGUGAGCUUCGGACAUUAGAUGAGAAAAAUUACUAUUGGAUUGAUUCUGAUUUAUAAAUGUAAUUUAAGCAUUUGAUACCGCCAUCAUAAAAUGUAAAGAUCUUUUUUACACUUCAUCAA